Physcomitrium patens is the source of this 2061-nucleotide messenger RNA. Its product is annotated as fatty acid elongase 3-like. Gene Ontology annotation, biological process: fatty acid elongation, saturated fatty acid; fatty acid elongation, monounsaturated fatty acid; very long-chain fatty acid biosynthetic process. The record is from RefSeq and is a predicted model, not a curated record. Gene Ontology annotation, cellular component: endoplasmic reticulum membrane. Gene Ontology annotation, molecular function: fatty acid elongase activity. NCBI's taxonomy places the organism in Eukaryota, Viridiplantae, Streptophyta, Bryopsida, Funariales, Funariaceae.
GUACACAAUUGGGAACAAAGUGAAGCUGGGAAAGGUUCCAAAGAGACAUGGACAGACAUGAACUCUUGAAGAAGGGCUGAAUCUCAAAUGGGCGAAGGCUGCAAUCAAACAAACAAACAAACCUCAUCCAAAUCCGAGGAUGGGUGAAGGGUUUAUUUAGGGUUUGAGGAAGGGAGCUCUGUGCACUGCGCAGGUUACAUGGCCUCGCUCGCACAUGGGGUUCGGUGAUGAUGGCGGGGCAGCAGCUCACUCGCAACCCAAAGGAAUGCAUACGUGACGGAACACCACCGAAUAGCGUCUCUCUCUCUGCUUGCUCGUUUCACCUGCAGAGGCAAGUAUAGCGGAAGCGCGAUUCCGCCAGCAUUUGACUACUGGCCGGAGUUGAAUUUUUUUCGGCCAUGGAGCUCCGCAUUGAGGAUCUGAGGUCGCGGUUCGAUUUCUGGACCGUGAAGCACCCGGCGAUUCAGAGCUUUAAGUGGGAGGACCACACCUUGGUCGGGUCGUGGAACUUCGCCGUGUCAUCGGUUGUGUUAUAUAUUUUAGGCGUUUUCGUUGUCAAAUUUUUGUUGAGUUUCCGGGAUAAGCCAGUGCGUUUGGGUUUCAUACCUGUAGUCCAUAAUCUGGUGCUUACUGUCGGGUCAUUGGCUAUGUUUGUUGGCUGCUUGAACGCGACGCUGGCGGAGGUGCGCCAGAGCAACUGGUUGUGGGGGAAGAGUAGCGGCGCAGAGUGGGUGCUGUGCUUCCCGCAUGGUACUCGCGCUGUCGGGCCGGUUUUCUUUUGGUCGUACGUGUACUACCUCAGCAAGUUUUAUGAACUACUCGAUACUGUGAUACUUAUCUUUAAGAAGCGGCCACUGAGUUUCCUACAUGUGUUCCAUCACGCGACGGUCAUAUUCAUGUGCUUCUUCUGGCUCCAAGACACCCAGAGCUUGCAGAUCAUUGCUCUUCUUACGAACACGGCGGUUCAUGUCAUCAUGUACACGUACUACUUUCUUUGCAGCAUCAAUUGCCCCCCGCCGUGGAAGAAAGUUGUCACAAACGUUCAGAUUGUUCAGUUCGUGUUCAGUUUCAUCUGCGGCGUAGCCACUCUGUGGUUGCACUUUUCUGGACCAGGUUGCGCAGGAAUGUACGCCUUCUGCUUCAACCUAGUCUUCAAUGCUAGCUUGCUAUUCCUUUUCCUCAACUUUCAUAGUAAGCAGUAUGGAGGUAGUAAAGUGUCAAAAGGCAGUACCGCAGGUCGCACCCGCCGUUCGUUGCAGGCUCGCAAGCAAAAAUAAGCUUUGAUGUUUAUCCACAUGUGAUGCGUCACGAAGUUAGAAUUUAUGCGUGGAUAUUUUCAGGCAGGGUAGUAUUAGCAGUGCAGGGCAGAGGUUAAGCUUAUUACUAGACCAGAGCCGAAAUGCAGAUAAUUUCCUCAAAAGUUCUUAGGUGGUAUUGGGAGUUUAUUACAUUGAUUCUAUUCACAGGACCACUUGAUCCAUUUGAAAUUACUAGAAAUCUGGCAGUUCAUUUACCAGCGUGUGAAGAAGAGAACCUGUUGUCUGCCUACAGAUUUUUGAGUCGAUUGUUGAUUUGGUUUCGGGAUUCUCGAACGUAAGCAGUUGAAGACAACGCGUGCCUUUCAAUGAUUGGUUCCUGCAUUCACAUGGCAAUUCGCCGCUGCAGAUCAUCUAUUCUUUCGGGAAUUGAGAGGACUGGACCUCAGAACCUCGAGAUGACGCAAUCGCUGAGGGGAAUUUGUUUUUCAUCAUCAAAAUGCUUCGCUUCUUAGCAAGACAUAUGAUGUUCUCCGCCUUCAACAUUUGAUCCACAUCUGUUCUGGUUAGUUGCGCGCUGUACAGGGGACUAGGUGUGCUGCCCGAGGAAUUUUCUUUGCGGGUAUGGCUGCAGGGUGCUUGCUACAAGAUUUUGAAGUGCGUUGACGUUCGCACUGUCCCAAGAGAGCUCCAUCCAUCACUCUCAUAAGUACUAUAUGGAUGUUUGGUCUAACGAAAUGCCAUCAGCAAUAAUUUGUGUUGAAUUCUCGAUCUUAUAAUUCUCAACAACAUUUUCUAUUCUGUA